Messenger RNA from Colletotrichum truncatum, 237 nucleotides. RefSeq lists its product as uncharacterized. NCBI's taxonomy places the organism in Eukaryota, Fungi, Ascomycota, Sordariomycetes, Glomerellales, Glomerellaceae. The record is from RefSeq and is a predicted model, not a curated record.
AUGCCUUCCAGCCAGACUUCAUCCAUGGCCGUGAACCCUGGCAGCAGUCUCCAGGAACAUCCCCAGAAACAGCCCACAGACCAGCCAGCUUCACGACAGAUGCGUGAGGAAAUGUUCAUGGCCAACACGGGCUACACCCCAUACUCCCGCCUCUACUCCGGCCAAAUCCCAGCCCAGACCCUCGCAGACAAACUCGGCCAACAACACUUGGCCAACCUACCCCACAACAGCAAUUAG